AUGGCAGCCGCCGCCUCUCCCGCCUCAGCUUUCUUGGUUGCCCCUUCUGCCCGUGCUGCCUCAGCCACGGCCUCCACGACAAAUUGGGGACCUGACAGUUUGGAGGUUCGAGGUCUCAAGUCCAAACUCCCCAUGUCUUCCUCAGGGAGAAUGCAGGCCACGGCAAGUGCUCAAGCCGCGCCCAUGGUUAAUGGAACGAACGUCGCCCUGAGAACUAGUUCCCCAAAAACUGGGGACGACAGCCUGCCUAGCACGUUCUACGACGAAUCGCCCGAUUGGAGUGUGAUCCUUGCGGGCAUCACCUCCCUCUAUCUGGCAGCUGAGAAACAGCGGGCCAUUCUUGAUCACGGGCCCAAGGAGGCACAGACAACCGCCGGAGCAUCUGACAUAGGCAGGCUUAUUCAGGACGGGAUGAUUUUCAGACAGAACUUCUCUAUUAGGUCGUACGAAGUUGGAGCCGAUAAAACAGCCUCUAUAGAGACACUAUUGAACCAUUUGCAGGUCAGAAGUCCAGAUCUCUCUGCUCGUCAUGUUCUUGUGUUUUCCUUGCAGUAUAAAGUGAAGUCUGAAACUCCCUUUGUAUUCUCUGUUUCAGGAGACAUCUCUGAAUCAUGCCAGGGUUGCUGGCUUUCUGAACGAUGGUUUUGGUGCUACACCAGAGAUGAGCAAAAGGGGCCUUAUAUGGGUUGUGGCAAGGAUGCAGGUCCUCGUGGAACAGUACCCUUCCUGGUAAGCUGCACCCGUCCGAACCGCUGCAUUGAUUCUCUACUAACCGACUGAUUUUAUUUCUGCGGAAAAUUCCGGUAUAAUUCUAGCAAGAAGGCGAUACUAUCCUUUAACUCAUCAAAGAUUAAUGGUGUUCUAUUUUCUUCAGGGGAGAUGCUGUUCAAGUAGAUAGUUGGGUUUCUUCGUCAGGCAAAAAUGGAAUGCGCCGAGAAUGGGAGAUACGAGAUGCCCGCACAGACAGAAUCCUCAUCAGAGCGACCAGGUCAGCACCUGUUUCUGAUGUAUCAUCCUCUCUCUCUCUCUCUCUCUCUCUCUCUCUCUCUCUCCUCUCUCUCCUCAUGAAUGCUAUUAUCUUUUGAGGGGAUUCCUUACCCGUUUCUCUUGAAAUGCAGCACAUGGGUGAUGAUGAACAGGCACACAAGGAAACUGUCCAAAAUGCCAGAGGAAGUAAGAGCAGAAAUACAACCAUUUUUCUUCGAAAGAACGUCAACUGUGGAGCAGGACGACAGGAAGGUAGAGAAGGUCGAUGAGGAGACCGCGGAUUAUGUUCGGGAAGGCUUAAGCGUAAGAGUCUUCGAUAACAGCUACCCUUGAAGUCUUCAUCAAUCUAUCGCCAGUAUGCUUGGGUUGAUUCUGUUCUCUCAGGGACUGACCUCUUCAUCCAUCCCCCUGUUGACCUUGCAGGCCCGGUGGACUGACUUAGAUUGCAACCAGCACGUGAACAAUGUGAAGUACAUCUCUUGGGUCCUCGAGGUGACUCCUCUCUCUCUCUUAACCGUUUACUUUUUCAUGUUCUCGACGAGAUUCUUGAGUCUUCUCUCUCAAGAUCUUUGAAGAAUCUCCCCCUCCCCCUCAGAAGCUCUGCCCUAAACUGGGUUUCUUCUCCAUUUUCAGAGCAUCCCCACCUCGAUCUUGGAGAGCCACGAGCUGACCAGCUUGACUCUGGAGUACCGGAGGGAGUGUCAGAGGGACAGCGUCCUGCGGUCCCUCACCACGAUCGUCGAACUCAGCGGCGGCGGCGUGGAGUGCCACCACCUCCUCCGCCUCGAGAGCGGGCCGGAGGUCGUCAGGGGAAGGACCAAGUGGCUGCCCAAAUCCGCCGGCAUCCCGGCAACUCACGGCGGUUGUCAGUGA
This is a messenger RNA of Spirodela intermedia, 1860 nucleotides long. The record is from the annotation of a GenBank genome assembly. NCBI's taxonomy places the organism in Eukaryota, Viridiplantae, Streptophyta, Magnoliopsida, Alismatales, Araceae.